Messenger RNA from Triticum turgidum subsp. durum (durum wheat), 1263 nucleotides. NCBI's taxonomy places the organism in Eukaryota, Viridiplantae, Streptophyta, Magnoliopsida, Poales, Poaceae. The record is from the annotation of a GenBank genome assembly.
AUGGACGGCAAUGGGAGAUCGGCGGCGAGUCACAAGAAGCCUCUCGUCGCGGACAACGACCUGGUGGAGCUGCUGUGGCACAACGGGGGCGUCGUCGCGCAGCCGCAGACGCACCCGAGGCCGGCGCCCAGCGGCCUCGCCGGCGGUGGCGGGGAGACGGCCGCGUGGUUCGCGGACGACGUCGACGCGCUGGGGAACGACGUGUACGCGCAGCUCUGGAACAGCAUUGCGGUGGGCGCCGCCCCGGACGUCGCGUGCGCGGCGCUCCCGGGGCCCAGCUCCCACCCUCCCCCGCCGCCGCCGCCGCCGCCGAUGCCGAGCGGCAUCGCCUCCAGCUGGACCGGUGGCGACAUCGGCUCCACCUUCUGCGGCAGCAGCCUGGUCCCGGAGGUGCCGGCGGGGGGCAGGGAGGAAGCCAGCGCCGCACCGCCGUCGGAGGGGACGCGCGAGGCCAGCACGCGCGACGGCGGCGCCGGCACCUCGUCGUCCGGCGGGUCCGGGAGCAACUUCGGGGGCUCCGGCCUGCCGAGCGAGAGCGGCGGCCAUGCCCACAAGAGGAAGGGCAGGGGCAAAGACGACUCUGAUAGCCGCAGCGAGAGGAAAUUGCAGGAUGUGGAGUGUGAGGCCACUGAAGAGACCAAAUCGUCGAGGCGGCACGGGUCGAAGCGGAGGAGCAGGGCAGCUGAAGUUCAUAACCAGUCAGAGAGGAGACGAAGGGACCGGAUCAACGAAAAGAUGCGGUCACUGCAAGAACUCAUACCCCACUGCAACAAGGCUGACAAAGCAUCAAUAUUAGAUGAGGCGAUCGAGUACUUAAAGUCCCUCCAAAUGCAAGUUCAGAUUAUGUGGAUGACCACCGGGAUGGCGCCAAUGAUGUUUCCUGGUUCUCACCAGUUCAUGCCGCCGAUGGCCGUGGGCAUGAAUUCGGCAUGCAUGCCUGCGGCACAGGGUCUAAAUCAGAUGGCAAGAGUGCCAUACAUGAACCAUUCUUUGUCAAAUCACAUCCCUAUGAGCCCAUCUCCAGCAAUGAACCCUAUGUACAUUGCAAACCAGAUGCAAAACAUUCAGCUGAGGGAAGCAAGUAACCAUUUCCUUCACCUAGAUGGCGGGCAAGCAACGGCACCUCAGCUUUGGUUUCAAUUCUUUGCAGGUAGCAGGACCAUAUGCUUAUACACCACAAGUAGCACCGAAAAGCCAGAUACCGGAAGUGCCGGAUUGUACUGCUGUGCCAAUUUCUGGGCCCGGACAACCACCUGCACCUGA